AUGCACACCAAUUCGCCCGACUUGGAGAAGUCAGGAGCAGUAGGGGAGGAUAUCAGGUCGCCUCUGCCUGCUACCGACAAGCCAGACAUUGAAGUGACCGGCUUAUUGUCAGCGUGGGAACCGUCGCCAGCACAGGUCCGCCAUGUCGUGCGCAAGAUUGAUAUGGUCCUUAUUCCCCUUAUGUGUGGGUGUGUCUUUUUGCAAAUGUCAGACAAAGGGCUGCUCAACUCUGUCUCUCUCCUGGGGUUCAUGUCUGACAUCCGCCUGGAGAACCAGCAGCAGUUCGCUUGGAUUUCGAGCAUCUUCUACUUUGGCUACUUGCUUGGCUGUUUUGGGCACGCGUAUUUCAUCCAGCACUGGGUACUGAGUCAGUACAUUGGUGCUGUGGUCACACUAUGGGGUAUCCUGGCGGCGUGCCAUGCGGCGUGCCAUUCCUACAGCGCCUUUUUGGCGGUCCGGUUUUUCUUGGGCCUUAUGGAGUCAGCCAUCACCCCCUCGUUUAUUCUAAUGACAGGGAGGUUUUACACGCACGAAGAGCAAGUUAUUCGUAUGAUCAUCUGGUUUUCGAUGAAUGGUGUUGCGCAAAUUGUCAGCGGGGCUGCCACGUUCAGUGAAUUGAUCCAUACGCCGUCGACCAUGACGAUGUGGCAGAACCUCUUCCUGAUUUAUGGCGUCAUAACCAUUGCAUUUGGCAUCCUGUGUUUCUUCGUCAUGCCCUCUUCGCCAGACACGACCCACUAUUUCAGCGAGGAAGAACGCGCCGCUGCCAUAUACCACAUCGCUGCCAACCAGUCGGGCAUUCACAGUUCAAAGUUCAAAUGGUCCCAAUUCCGCGAGGCCUUGUUGGAUAUCCGGCUCUACAUCUACUUUGUCGGUUGGGUCUGCCUGUGCAUUGUGAAUGGCGGCAUUACCACCUUUGGCAACCAGAUUAUCCGGAGUUUCCAUUACGACAACAAGCAAUCGUCCUUGCUGAGCAUGACACUUGGCGGUGGCGAGGUGGUCGCUGUGUUUUUGAAUGCGGCUUUCUUUUACUUUUUGAAACGCCGUGAUGUCAUCAUGAUUGGCGGUCUGCUGGUGUCAAUGGCGGGGGCGAUCAUGAUGGUGGCGAUCCCCGCGUCUGUGAAAGCCGGUAGGAUGACAGGUGCGUGGCCGUGA
Malassezia sympodialis ATCC 42132 is the source of this 1155-nucleotide messenger RNA. RefSeq lists its product as uncharacterized. The record is from RefSeq and is a predicted model, not a curated record. Gene Ontology annotation, molecular function: transmembrane transporter activity. Gene Ontology annotation, cellular component: membrane. Lineage: Eukaryota; Fungi; Basidiomycota; Malasseziomycetes; Malasseziales; Malasseziaceae. Gene Ontology annotation, biological process: transmembrane transport.